Molecule: messenger RNA, 332 nt
Organism: Monoraphidium neglectum
Lineage: Eukaryota; Viridiplantae; Chlorophyta; Chlorophyceae; Sphaeropleales; Selenastraceae
Exons: 1
Source: RefSeq, a predicted model, not a curated record
GCGCCCUGGUGCUGCUGGCGAUGGAUAACAAGGCGGCGCAGGCCCUGGAAUGGGGAUUCCUGUUGUGGCCCAGCCUCCUGCUCACACUGGCAGUGGCGCUGCCGAUAGCUGCCGCAACAAACGUGCUCAAGCGCCGCUGCGCGUUCGAUUGGCCUCUGCGGCAGGACGGCGCGGCGAGCGGCGGCGGCGCCAAGCUUGCCACGGCCGCGGCGGCUGAGGGGGUGCGUCAGGAGCCCUGGGGUGCAGCGGAUGCCGACGCUUGGCGGGCGGCGGCGCUUGUGUCGCCGGGCGCGGCUCCCGGCGUGGGCAAGCGGCGCUAUCGGGAUUUCUGA